This is a messenger RNA of Fulvia fulva, 297 nucleotides long. RefSeq lists its product as uncharacterized. NCBI's taxonomy places the organism in Eukaryota, Fungi, Ascomycota, Dothideomycetes, Mycosphaerellales, Mycosphaerellaceae. The record is from RefSeq and is a predicted model, not a curated record. The transcript has a single exon. Bases 1 to 297 code for a protein of 98 amino acids.
AUGUCUCUCAGGUGGCUCUCAUACAUAGCCCUGCCAUUCGACUGGCUUGCACGAGCAUCAGGUCUCGAGGCCGCCAGAGAGACUGAUGCGGCCUUUGCUGCUAUGGCUGCUGCCGAACUUGGCAACUCCAUCCAGCCGACUCCUAUUGAAACCGAGCAAGAGCUUGACGAGAUGUCGACAUCUACUGAAUCCGGUCAUGAAAUUGAGGCCUCCACAACAAGCACAACGACCUUGGCAAGCAAAUCAGAUCUUGUGCAGGCAAGACUUCGACGCAAAGGAAUGGGUGGCGAGCAGUAA